Sinocyclocheilus rhinocerous is the source of this 4538-nucleotide messenger RNA. RefSeq names its product UDP-N-acetylglucosamine--peptide N-acetylglucosaminyltransferase 110 kDa subunit. Gene Ontology annotation, biological process: protein O-linked glycosylation. The transcript has 20 exons. The coding region runs from base 1274 to 3934 and encodes 886 amino acids. NCBI's taxonomy places the organism in Eukaryota, Metazoa, Chordata, Actinopteri, Cypriniformes, Cyprinidae. The record is from RefSeq and is a predicted model, not a curated record. Gene Ontology annotation, molecular function: protein O-acetylglucosaminyltransferase activity; protein binding.
AAAAGUCAUGGCCCGCUGGCUGUGAGUUUGGAUUUACUUUCCCAGCAUUACAAUGCCCAAAUAAACGCCACCUUUGAGGCAAUGUGGCUAUUUGUGGUUUCGGUGGGUCUUUGGGAGUUUGUCUUGAUGUUGUAGAGAGAGUUCUCUUCCUGUUGGUUAGAAGCCCUCUUAUUUGGUGCCUCAGGGGGGCGGGGUGGGGAAGAGUACGAGGGGCCGGCGGCCCCCCACCAGCUCUGUCGCUCCUACCCCCCGCGCGCUCGCACAGGGCCCGUGGAUUGUGCGCGCGUCGAACUGUCUGCCUGAUCCCUCAGUCAAGCCAACAGAUGCUUUGUAAGGGCUCCAUAGUGCAUUUGAGUAGAGCCUGUACCAUUUUGGCCUUCGUUUUUCCCCCCCAGUUCAACUUCACAUCCCCCUAUAUUUACGGCUUACAAGGGUUCGGGAGGGUUUGUUUUUCCAACACUGUGUCAGCCCUGGGCUGUGCCAAGCAGACAGAUCGCUUUUUGCACUCCACUGCACGCGUCAGACACCAUGAUAGAGCGAGAGUAUUAAACACGCGCGACACAAGCGAUGACCUCUUUAUUUCAGAGCUGUGGAGGCUUCUAGAUGAUUAUGAAGUCCUUAAACCCCAGGCUUUUUUCCUUAUCCAUUGGCCAGGAGUCAAGAUGGCAGGACAGGAUAAAGCAAACAAGGUAUUAAACCAUGUAAACAAAGACCAAAAGAAUCAUCGAUUACAUUUCUUCCCCCUUGUAUGUUAUGAUCAUUAAUAAUAUUCCCAGAGCAAAUGUGAUCAGUUCAUUUAGGUAAGAUCAAGCCAGUUGGCCUCCCUCCUUUAUCUAUAUUUGAAAAUGUGACACAGUAAUGAAAAGUUUGAACUUAUGUGUUAAUCUCAUCUCAAAGCCUUUCUUCACUCUCGACCCCUCGCGAACAUACUCCUGAUUCUGAAAAUGUACAGUCCUUUCAUCGCAUGGGUUUAAACUGAUGUUAGGUCAUUUUGAAUUUUUUUUUUUUUUUUUGGUUUUGUUUUACUUGUUUUGCUUUGUCAAUACAAGUUUUGAUAUCCAUAUGAAAUGUCUUGAUUGCAAACUUUUACUAACGCUCUUGUUUUCUUAUUUUGUCUCUUUUGGUUUUUCCACAACUGAUAUUGUUAUUUAGAAGGUUUCAGGUGGGUGACACUAUUCCUGCGUAGGUGCGGUCCGGUGGACAGGAACACUAGGGCAGCAUCAGUCCUCUCCUCUUCCAGCUGUGGCCGCCCCCCCAGACAAAGUCCAAAAAUAUGGCUUGUUACCUGAAGGCAAUUGAAACCCAGCCAAACUUUGCCGUGGCCUGGAGUAACCUGGGCUGCGUGUUCAAUGCUCAGGGGGAGAUCUGGCUGGCCAUACAUCAUUUUGAGAAGGCAGUGACACUGGACCCAAACUUUUUGGACGCUUAUAUCAACUUGGGCAAUGUUCUGAAAGAGGCUCGUAUCUUUGACAGAGCUGUUGCUGGUUAUCUGCGUGCCCUCAGCCUGAGCCCUAACCAUGCUGUUGUCCAUGGAAACCUGGCGUGCGUGUACUACGAGCAGGGUUUGAUUGACCUGGCCGUUGACACCUACCGUCGUGCCAUUGAGCUGCAGCCACACUUUCCUGAUGCAUACUGCAAUCUCGCUAAUGCUCUGAAGGAGAAGGGCAAUGUUUCUGAAGCUGAGGAGUGUUACAACACUGCGCUGCGUCUGUGCCCGACUCACGCUGACUCCCUUAACAAUCUGGCCAACAUCAAGCGUGAGCAGGGCAACAUUGAGGAUGCUGUGCAGCUCUACAGAAAAGCACUGGAGGUGUUCCCUGAAUUUGCUGCUGCCCAUUCAAACCUUGCCAGUGUCCUGCAACAGCAGGGGAAACUUCAGGAAGCUCUCAUGCACUAUAAGGAGGCAAUCAGAAUCAGCCCCACAUUUGCUGAUGCUUACUCUAACAUGGGCAACACUUUGAAAGAGAUGCAGGAUAUUCAGGGGGCGCUGCAGUGCUACACUCGAGCCAUUCAGAUCAACCCCGCUUUUGCAGAUGCUCACAGUAACUUGGCUUCCAUACACAAGGAUUCUGGGAACAUUCCUGAAGCGAUUGCAUCUUACCGCACUGCCCUGAAGCUCAAGCCUGAAUUCCCUGAUGCUUACUGUAACCUGGCUCACUGUCUGCAGAUUGUAUGUGACUGGACCGACUACGAUGAGCGCAUGAAGAAGCUGGUGAGCAUUGUGGCUGAUCAACUGGAGAAGAACCGCCUGCCAUCCGUGCAUCCCCAUCACAGCAUGCUGUACCCCCUCUCUCAUGGUUUUCGCAAAGCAAUUGCAGAGAGGCAUGGCAACUUGUGUCUGGACAAGAUCAAUGCUCUUCAUAAACCUGCCUAUGAGCGUCCAAAGGACUUGAAGGCCAGUGGAGGCCGUUUGCGUGUGGCUUACGUAAGCUCUGAUUUUGGCAACCAUCCCACUUCCCACCUGAUGCAGUCCAUCCCUGGCAUGCACAACUCUGAGAAAUUUGAGGUGUUUUGCUAUGCUCUCAGCCCCGAUGACAGCACCAACUUCAGAGUUAAAGUCAUGGCUGAGGCUCAUCACUUCAUUGACCUCUCACAGAUCACCUGCAAUGGAAAAGCAGCAGACAGGAUCCAGCAAGAUGGAGUCCACAUCUUGGUCAACAUGAAUGGCUAUACUAAAGGAGCACGCAAUGAGCUGUUCGCUUUGCGCCCUGCACCCAUUCAGGCCAUGUGGCUUGGAUACCCAGGGACCAGUGGAGGUCCAUUCAUGGACUACAUUAUCACUGAUAAGGAGACAUCUCCUUUUGAGGUUGCAGAGCAGUACUCUGAGAAACUGGCCUACAUGCCGAACACUUUCUUCAUUGGAGAUCAUGCCAAUAUGUUCCCUCACCUCAAGAAAAAAGCGGUGAUAGACUUCAAGUCAAAUGGCCAUAUUUUCGACAAUCGCAUUGUACUGAAUGGCAUCGAUCUGAAAGCCUUCCUGGAAAGCCUGCCAGAUAUCAAAGUUGUGAAGAUGGAAUGUGAUGGUCAAGAGUCAGCUGACAGUAACGGUGCCCUGUCCAUGCCCAUCAUCCCUAUGAACACAGCCGCUGAGGCCAUCAUUAACAUGAUCAACCAGGGCCAGAUCCAGGUCACCAUCAACGGCUUUACCGUCAGCAACGGCCUGGCCACCACUCAGAUUUUUACAGUGGAGGAGGUUAUAGUAUCUGGGACUGUAGCCUUGCAGAUUAACAACAAGGCAGCAACAGGAGAAGAAGUUCCCAGAACAAUCGUGGUGACCACCCGCUCGCAAUAUGGCCUCCCUGAAGACUCUAUUGUCUAUUGCAACUUCAACCAGCUCUAUAAGAUUGACCCUCCCACCCUUCAGAUGUGGGCCAAUAUCCUGAAGCGUGUGCCCAACAGUGUGAUUUGGCUGCUGCGCUUCCCAGCCGUGGGUGAGCCCAAUAUCCAACAGUACGCUCAGAACAUGGGCCUGCCUGCUUCUCGCAUCAUCUUUUCCCCUGUGGCUCCCAAAGAGGAGCAUGUGCGACGUGGACAGCUGGCUGAUGUGUGCCUGGACACGCCGCUCUGUAACGGACACACCACAGGCAUGGAUGUGCUGUGGGCUGGUACCCCCAUGGUUACUAUGCCAGGAGAGACACUGGCUUCACGUGUCGCUGCCUCUCAGCUCACCUGUCUUGGCUGUCCUGAGCUCAUCGCCCAAAGCCGUCAGGAGUAUGAAGAUGUGGCUGUGAAGCUUGGCACUGAUAUGGAAUUCCUGAAGAAGGUCCGCUCCCGCGUGUGGAAGCAGCGCAUCUGCAGCCCGCUCUUCAACACCAAACAGUACACCAUGGACCUGGAGAGACUCUACCUGCAGAUGUGGGAGCGUUACGCCGCUGGAGGCAAACCUGACCACAUGGUCAAAAUGCAGUCUCUGGAGAGCAGCGAGAGCGGAUAAGCUAAGCUUGUCCCUGCAUGUCCCCCCGACCCCUCAUGUCCUCCAGUAUGUGACGGUCACAGAGACUCUAUGGGUGAGCACUGUGACUAUGAUCCCCACCAGCUUUUGUUUCCAUGAGCCAGAAUGUACAGCAGGAUGCACAAAGCUGCUCCACUGAGACUCCUCCCCCUUUUCCAUCGUCUGACUAAAUUGAUGUUGGUUGGCUCCACUUUCAUUGUUUGUUUCUCUGCUUCUUAAGGGACUUUUCUGUAAUUGAAGUGGACUUUAUGAAAAAAGUGAGGUCUAAAAUGAGAAGGGGCAGUCUUAAAAUAAUUCAGAAAAUAUAAAAACGUAAAGUAAUCAUCACAGAUAGGUUUUUUUUUUUAGUUAGGUUAUGUGCUUCUUGACCUAUUUUAGCUUUAUCAUGACUUCAAUCUGGGUGACGGAUACAUACCUCGGAUCACCAAUCUUUUUCCCAAAUGAAUGCCGACAUUUCCGUAUGCUAUCUAUAGAGAAAAUACCCUCUCUUUUUCAAAACAUGCUAUGUGAACAUGCUGAAUAGAGGAGUGUCUUAAGACACAAUGACAGAAGGCUUGCAAAUUGCCUCCUGAAUUUAAAUUUUUUU